UGUGACGUCACGCGUUAACUCGUCUAGGUCAUUAAAUGAAAGUCAACUUGUAAUCGGGUUUUCGGGUUUCAAGGAAUACAAAAUGAUGUCAAAUGCGAAAACAAGUUUGCUUGAGUGUCCAGUUUGCAAAACUAGCCAUGUGCCAAUUAAAAGUCCCAUUGAAAAUGGUGUUUGUGCUUCAACAUGUUUGUACUGUGGGCACUUCUUCAAGUUCAAGGUCACCACUCCUGUAAGGUCAGAGGUCAUUUUAAAAGUAAAUGGCAAAGAAUAUACAGUUGACAAGUCCCUUGAUCCUGCCACAUCCCUGAAUGAGUUCCUACGGGACAAGCGUAUCUCCAUGGGAACAAAGUACAUGUGCAAGGAGGGAGGCUGUGGUGUCUGCGUUGUUAUGGCAGCAUCGGUCAACCCGUCUACCAAUGAUAUAGAAAGGAAAGCUAUCAACUCAUGCAUGUGCCCCGUUUUCAUGUGUGAUGGCUGGAGUAUCACCACCGUGGAGGGGCUGGGCAGUCAGAGGGACGGCCUUCACCCCAUACAAGACCGCCUUGACAAGUACAAUGGCAGCCAGUGUGGCUUCUGUAGCCCCGCCCAGAUCAUGAAUAUGUAUGCGCUGCUGCUGAAUGACACAGAGCCCAGCAAACAGGAGAUUGAGGACGCUUAUGAUGGAAUUCUGUGCAGGUGUACAGGUUACAGGUCCAUAUUGGAUGCUAUGAAGUCUUUUGCUGAUUCAAAAUGCUCACCAACUGACAUUGAAGACCUGGAAACCAAGACCUGCAGAAAGACUGGCAAGCCAUGUCCAGGCAAAUGUAGCAAUCCUGCCACACCUAAACCUGAGCGGCCCCUUCACCUGGUACUGGACAGUGCCCAGUGGUUCAAACCCACUACAUUGACCCAGCUGUAUGACCUUCUAAAUCAGUACAAGGAAAAAGACAUGAGGCUUGUUCUUGGAUGUACUGGAUUUGGUGUCUAUAAAGAUAUUGGUCCUUGGAAUUAUGAUAUACUCAUUGACUUACAUGGCGUAAAGGAUCUUUACCAGAUUGCUACCUCGCCCCAGCUGCAGAUUGGGGCCAAUGUGACCUUGACCUCAAUGAUGGUGACCUUGAGCUCUUGUGACCUUCCCAAAGACAAAUACCCAUACUUGGCAGAGUGUGUUAACUAUAUACAGAGAAUCGCUCACACCAAUGUCAGAAAUGCUGGCAGCUGGGCAGGAAAUCUGAUGAUGAAACAUAAACACCCAGAAUUUGUGUCUGAUAUGUUUGUAAUGCUGGAAACAGUCCGCGCACAGAUCUUCAUAAAUGGCAGCACAAGUGUAACAGCCAAUCAGCUGCUGGCCACGGACAUGACAGGGAAGGUCCUCACCCACGUUAUUCUGCCAAGUUUCUCGGCCAACACAGUUGUCAAGUUCUACAAAGUUGCCAAGAGGAGUCAGAAUGCACAUGCAUAUGUGAGUGUUGGUAUACUGAUGACAUGUGAUGCAAAUCUUGUUGUCCAAGAGAAACCAGCCAUUGUGUAUGCAGGAAUCUCCAAAACCUUUACUCAUGCCACUGACUUGGAGACUUUCCUACAAGGGAAGCAGCUGAGUGACCCAAGUGUGAUAGCAAAGGCCAUACAGAUAUUGAGCAAGGAGAUUGUUCCUGAGGCCGACCUGUUAGCAGGCAGCAUCCAGUUUCGCAAUAGUCUGGCUGUCAACCUUUUCUACAGAUUUGCAAUUUUCAUGCUGGGUGACAAGCUGGACUUGCGCUGCCGCAGCGGUGGAUUUCCCUUGGAGAGGCCUCUAUCCUCUGGCACUCAGACUUACUCUACAAAGACAGAGGAGUGGCCCCUUACUGAGCCCCUCCUGAAAGUCGAGGGAAAAUCACAGGUGACAGGUGAAGCAGUCUACAUCAAUGAUAUUGCCCCAGCUCCUGGUGAGCUGUAUGCAGCGUUUGCUCUCAGCCACAUGGGAAGUGCUCAGCUAGACAGCAUUGACUCAUCAAAAGCCAUGGAAAUGCAAGGCGUGGUGAAGGUGUUGCUAGCACAGCACAUACCAGGGGUCAACAAUGCCAUGCCAUCACCGUACCUCCCAGAAGAGGUCCUCUGCAGCAGACGUGUCAUGUAUGCGGGACAGGCUAUAGCGCUGGUGAUUGCAGACAAUGAGGAGACUGCGUACUCAGCUGCCAGGGCCGUCACUGCCUCAUACAGCGAUGUCAGGCCUCCUGUACUCACUAUUGAGGAGGCAAUCAAACAGGGCAUGGUGUUCCCAAAACAGGCAGACGAUAUUGUGAUGGGAGAUGCAGAGGGGGCCAUAGCGAAAUCAGCGCACAUGAUAUCGGGUGAGAUUCACUGUGGAACGCAGGCCCACUUCUCCCUUGAGACACAGAUCAGCAUCGCCGUGCCAACAGAGGAUGGUAUGAAGGUGUAUGCCUCGUCUCAGUGGAUUGACUACACCCAGAAAUGUGUGGCCCAGGUGCUGGGAGUGCCUUGUGCCAGUAUCGAUGUGGAGGUCAGAAGACUGGGAGGGGCAUAUGGAGCAAAAAUCUCCAGGAACUUCGCUAUUGCUGCUGCCAGCGCUAUUGCUGCCAAUGCUGUUAAUGGACCUGUACGAUUUGCAAUGAACUUUCAUACCAAUUUGGAGAAUGUUGGAAAACGCUUUCCAUACUUAGCUAAGUAUCAGGUUGGUUUUGAUGACACAGGCAAGCUGAAUGGGGUCAAGGUCACAUACUACUGUGACUGUGGAUACUCUGUGAAUGACUGCACAGUUGGGGACAUCAUGUACUUUGGUGAUAAUGCAUACUACUGCCCCAACUGGCACAUGGUCCCAGUGGCUGUACAGACCAACACCCCCUCCAACUCAUACUGUAGAGCUCCAGGCUCAACUCCUGGAAUUUUUAUAAUGGAAACAAUUAUGCAACACAUUUCCAAAACUCUUUGCAAAGAUUCAACAGAGGUAAAGCAGCUUAACCUCUACAAGAAAGGGCAGGUGACUCCAGGGGGGAUGACUCUGAACUACUGCAGCAUUGCCUCCCUUUUCACACAGCUAGAAGACUCUGCAGAGUUCUCCACAAGAAUGAAGGCCGUGAAAAUGUUCAACCAGGAUAACCGUUGGAAAAAGAAGGGUCUGUCUGUAGUGCCAAUCAAGUAUGGCGUGCCCUGGAACACUCAGAACUACGGGGUGAAUGUUGCAGUGUACUCCCAGGAUGGCACCGUGGCAGUGUCACAUGGCGGGAUUGAGGUCGGACAGGGAAUCAACACAAAGGUGGUGCAGGUGUGUGCCUAUGAGUUUGGUAUUCCUGUAGAGAUGAUCAAGGUGAAGCCCACAAAUGUUCUGACAGCGGCUGGAAGCUGCUAUACUGGGUCAAGUGUUACUAGUGAACUUGUCUGCCAGUCGGUGGUGAAUGCCUGCCAGAUGAUCAAUCAGAGGAUUGCCCCUGUGAAGGCAAAACUGAAGGACCCCACAUGGUUGCAGAUAGUUCAAGAGUGUUACAACGAGGGAAUUGACCUUGCUACACACAGCUGGUUCAAGCCCCAGUCAGACGACCAUUUCCAAUAUAACUCCUAUGGGGUCACGUGCACUGAGGUGGAGCUGGACGUGCUCACGGGAGAGCAUGAGAUCUCACGUGUGGACAUGCUCUUUGACUGCGGGGAGAGCCUGAACCCGUUUCUAGACGUUGGUCAGGUGGAAGGUGCAUUUGUGAUGGGCAUUGGUUACUGGCUGCUGGAGGAGUCCAUCUAUGACCAGACCUCGGGGGCCUACCUCACUAAUGGCACUUGGGACUACAAGCCCCCCACAGCCAAGGACAUUCCUGCAGACUUCCGUGUCACGCUGCUGAAAGAUGCACCAAAUCCUGUCGGUAUUCUACGAUCUAAAGCCUGCGGAGAGCCCCCACUGUGCAUGAGUUGCUCUGUGCUGUUUGCUUUGAAACACGCUGUGGAGGAAGCACGCAAGGAAACUGGGCAGGAUGAAUACUUCCCUCUUAAUGGCCCUGCAACUGUUGAGGUCAUCCAACAGGCAUGUCUGACAAAUCUCACCUCCACCAAAUGAGGAUAUGCUGAGCUUUGAAUGGGAUGUAAAUGUGUAAAGAAAAUUAAUGUAGAAAUAUGUUUGAGAUUUAUAUUGUAUUGUUAAUUGUUUGAUAAAUUAAGUAGAUUAUCCUAUAAUCUGUGUAUGUGAUCAUUCUUUUAAGGUCAUUUAUCUCUUUUGUAAAUUAAUGUGUUAAUUAAUGCAUAUAACUGUUAACUUUGAAGACUAUCAAAGGUUGCUACAUUGUGCUUACGUAUUGUAUACAAGCGAACUAUUGUCAAUGUCUAUAUUUAUACAAUUUCAACUCAAAAACUGUAGAUCUGUUCUUUCUUGUCUUUUUUUAUACAAAAUAUUGCAAGAAAGUGUAUGGUUUUCUUUAAAUCAUGUAUCAAUUAACAUUGCUAAUGUGUGAUAAAAGCAAUAAAUAGAAUAUUAUGUAUGAAUGAAGUUACAUUGUUAUUAAAAUAUGUGUUAUUUUAUGUUCUAACAGACCUUAGUCUGCUCUACAAUAAUACUCUUUUCAAUAUGUACCUCAUACAAUUUUUAUGUCCCCCAGUCUAUACUGGGGGACAUAAUGUUUUUGCCCUGUCUGUUUGUUGGUUUGUGUGUUGGUUUGCUUGCGUCAUCCUUAAACAUUGGCCAUAACUUUUGCAAUAUUGAAGAUAGCAACUUGAUAUUUGGCAUGCAUGUGUAUCUCAUGGAGCUGCACAUUUUGAGUGCUGAAAAGUCAUCCUUCAAGGUCAAAGGUCAAAUAUAUGGGGGGGGGGGGGGACAUAGUGUUUCACAAACACAUCUUGUUUUGUUUUGUCAUUGUUUGAAUGGCGGACUCUUUUUAUAUAAACAUACUUCAAUUUUAAAUUAACACAUUUUUUACUGUAUUAAAAUGUAUACUUUAAAUUAUUUUUUAUAAAGCUGUUACAUGAGUUGAUUUUGAAUUUUUUUCUUUUGCUUUCUAGUUAAAUACAAUGUAUUGUAUGGAUUUUUUUAUUAUGCAUAAAUAUAUAAUAUAUUGUUUAAAUGAUGUAUCAACUAUAAUCCAAUGUUUAUUAUAUGCUGUAUAUGGAAAUGUUUGUAAUCAUUUGUUAAAUAAUUGUUUCGACUUAUUUUUAAAAUUUUGGUUGUAAUUACAUCAUUACCUGAAAGCUGAUUCAGGGAAUGCUAUUGGUCUUAUAAUCAAUUUAGCUUUGGUUAAACAUAUUUUGAUAAGACAGUUCCAUCAAACAAUCAAGUCUGUAUAUGGUUGUAAUAGAUCUGCUUUUUGAGUAAUGCACUUAUUUGUGGUUUUCGCGUAAAAAUUCAUUACCUUGUAACAUGAAUACGAAGUAACAACUGUUUGUAAAUACAAGCAACUGAUGUCAUUCAUUAUGAUAAAUUAUGAGGCCAGAUUCACCAGUAAGAGACGUGUUACAGUUUGCUUUCCUUACUUCGCUUGCUCGACUCAUGUCUGUGUGCCUUGCCUGCAGUUGAAGGAGCUGGUAUCUUUUUUGAUGUUAUAAAAAGGGGCCUGGCAAUCUUUAUGCCAAAGGUAACUUUUGACUGAUUAUUGUCUACAUGUGUUUUUUACAUCUCCACACUGUACUUGAUUGUUUGCUUCUUAAUCUAUCAGUAUUUUUUAUAGUUUUCAAUGGGAAAAAAUAAAACUUAAAAUCGUGA
Dreissena polymorpha is the source of this 5650-nucleotide messenger RNA. RefSeq lists its product as uncharacterized. The transcript has 32 exons. The coding region runs from base 83 to 4018 and encodes 1311 amino acids. The record is from RefSeq and is a predicted model, not a curated record. Gene Ontology annotation, molecular function: FAD binding; iron ion binding; oxidoreductase activity. NCBI's taxonomy places the organism in Eukaryota, Metazoa, Mollusca, Bivalvia, Myida, Dreissenidae.